This is a messenger RNA of Sphenostylis stenocarpa, 1665 nucleotides long. NCBI's taxonomy places the organism in Eukaryota, Viridiplantae, Streptophyta, Magnoliopsida, Fabales, Fabaceae. The record is from the annotation of a GenBank genome assembly.
AUGCAAUCUCCCGACGACGUUCGCCAUCUCCCCAUCGACAUCACUUUCUCUCGUCUCGGAGAAUGGUUGGUGGAUCGCAAGCGAGUACCCCCGGAUUGGCGAAAGCGCGUGGCGGCGAUCAGGGCCCGAAUUUCCAAGGAAUUUUCCUCCCUCCCUAAGGACUCUUACCCUCCUUUCCAAACCCUAGACUCCGAAGGGAUUGGAUAUUUGGAGGCCAAACAGAUAUAUGAUAUUCUUUUAAAGUCUACUUCGGAAAGCAGGAACAUAUUUGGUCGCUUAUCAGGUGCUGCGGGUGCUUGGGAAGCAAUCGUGCGGUCCUUUGAGAAGGAUCAUGUUUUCCUUGGUGAGGCUGCGCAGAUUCUCAUUCAAAAUGUGAGCUAUGAAAUCCCUUAUCAGAGAAAACAGGUUCAGAAGAUUCAGCAGCAGCUGUUAGAGCUAGAUCGCAAGGAAGCUGAUAUAAAAAGAAGUGCUGCGCUCUCUGUGGCCAAAUAUGUUGAAGCUUGCCAGGAGCUUGGAUUACAGGGGAAAAAUGUCAGGGUAGAACUUCUGGAGACAGCACAAUUACUUCCAAGCACAUUUCACAAGAUUCUGGAUGUUGUAAACAAUGACAACAUGUCACGGGCAAUUGAGUAUUAUUCCAAUUUUGUUAGGGAUGCUCACACUGAAAAGGAUAGAUCUUUGGCAGGUGUGUUACAAAACUUGAAGAAUUUGCGUGAAAACCCCCCAUCUUUAAAUGUUGCUAUUGACUCUGAGAUUAUUAGUGAUGUUAAUAUUCAUGCAAGCAAAAAUGAAUUGAAUCCUGGAACAAGCAAUGCUGGAAUUGCUGUGCCUGACAUUGACUGGGAUAUUUCUGUGGAGAGUUCACAAAUUGAUUGGGAUAUUGGAACUGUAGAAGAAACAGAGGAUAAUGGUAAUGGAUUGGGUCCUUAUGAAAUCAUUAAUGCCUCUGAUAUCGGAUCUGAUCCAACUAUAUCAAACCAAGAAGUAGGCUCACAUGCAGAUAUAUCUUGGGAUAUUAGUGUGGAUACUCCUCAGGUUGAUGUGAUUGAUGAUGAUAGUGCUCCAACUGUAGUGUUGGAGACUCAGACUUCCCUUCCAGAUGCCCUGUCUCAAUUGACAGAAAACAAGGAAGAAAGGAGCCAACUUUUAGAUACGGAGUACAGAAAUAAGAUUCUAGAUGAUCUUUAUGAGAUGAAAUCCUUUUUAAAUCAACGAUUGGCUGAACUGAGGAAUGAGGAAACUUUGUCCCUGCAAAAUCAAGUCCAGGCAGUUGCUCCCUUUGUACUACAGCAGUAUGCCGCUGAUGCUAUAGAAACAAUGCAAAGUGAUAUUUCUUUGGCAAUUUCAUUGCUGACAAAUAGGAAGACAAGGGAUCUGAUUAUGAUUCUCAACUCCAAACGAUUUCUAGACAGACUAGUCAAUUCGUUAGAGGAAAAGAAACAUCAUGAAGUCAAGUUGAAAGAGGGGUUGAAGGACUUGGCUGCUAAACGUAUGGAGCUGCAAAAUUCUCUAUCUUCAUCAUGGUCCAAGCAAGAUGCGGCUGUGGCAAAAACAAAGGAAUUGAAAAAACUAUGUGAGAGUACCCUUUCAUCGAUGUUUGAUGGAAGACCAGUUAAUAUAAUUGGAGAGAUCAACGCUAUUUUGACUAGUGGCCUUGGAGCAUGA